UUUACUUUCGAGCUGUUGCAUAAGCAGUAUCAAAAUCAUAAUAAUACCUAAAAUAAUUAUAAAAGGAAAUAAUGCGUUGGAUAUCUAAUUUUAUGAGAGACGUGUUUUCGCCGCAAUGUAGAGCACGUAACUUCAAGGAAAUCGUUGAACAACAUAUUCGUGGAGCCGGCCUUUGGCAUGGUCCUGACUCUUAUGCUGUUCACCGAAUAGCAAAAUUGUUCAUAUUUUGUUUUCUAUGUACAAAUUUGUCCCAAAUAAUAGCGCUUUUUUUGGCCAAAGGUGAUCCAAAGGCACUUUUUGCUGGCAUUAGCGUUUUGUCAUUUUGUAUGAUGGGAUUCCUGAAACUGUGGUCUCUAUUUAGUAACGAGAAACGUUGGUGCUUCAUUAUUAACCAAGCAUUGACUUUGGAAAACGAACAAUUACACAACUAUUCUCCUGAUGACUAUGAAUCUGACGACGAAGAGAAACACAGUUUUACUAAACACAUCGAUUCUUAUACAAGAAAUAUAUAUUCAAUUUCAUGUAAUUUGACAAGGAUUUAUAGCUUCACAGCCGUGGUUUAUAUUUUCUCACCGUUUCUUGAAUACGCAAUAUAUAUAUAUACAGAGCAAAACGUUAAUAGCAUGCCACAUAUAUUGCCGGAAUGGUCUCCUUUAGAGUCUUACACAGUCGGAUACUUUGUGACCAUUUUAGCAGAAGGUGUUGCAGCUCUCUAUUGCGUUAAAGUGCAUAUAGCUUUUGAUUUGACAGCAGUAGGUUUGAUGAUUUUCAUUCGUGGUCAGUUUUCUUGUCUACAUAAAUACAGCGAGCUAAUAGGAGGCAGAGGAAUGUCAUGUUAUUUACAGGAUAAGAGAGAUAAACGAGCUUACUACAGAAUAUUUAAAUGUCAUCAUAUUAAUGUUCUAUUAAUUAAUAUAAUACAUGAACUUGAAAUAUUAAUUCGAAAUAUUUUGGGGAUAUACUUCUUUGUGGCGACCCUAACGCUUUGCUCUGUUGCAGUACAGUUGAAUGAGGAGCAGGUUAGCACGACGCAAUUGAUAUCUCUUUUACAGUACAUGGGCGCGACAUUAACGCAAUUGUUCCUUUUCUGCCGUUACGGGGACGCAGUAUUUAAUGAGAGUUCUGUUGGACAAGGCCAAGGUCCAUUUGGCUCAGCGAGGUGGUGCCUCAGCUCGAAGGUUCAUAAAGAGAUUGCCAUACUUGGAGAAGGAAUGUCUCGAUCUUACAGACUUCGCGCUGGACCUUUUAAUUCACUCGAUUUACCAUCAUUUAUUCAGAUUAUUCGCACAGCUUACAGUUAUUACGCGUUUUUACGUCAAACGUAAAAGAACGUGACACAUUUAAACUUCUACGUAUUUAGGCUUUCUAGACAUUCUAAUUAAAAUGGUGUUGCUUAGAAUUUUUUGCAUUUCAAAUUAAUAAAAUUGUAUUGUAAUUUUUAAA
Molecule: messenger RNA, 1443 nt
Organism: Nymphalis io (European peacock)
Lineage: Eukaryota; Metazoa; Arthropoda; Insecta; Lepidoptera; Nymphalidae
Product: odorant receptor 94b-like
Exons: 6
Coding region: 72-1325 (417 amino acids)
Biological process (GO): detection of chemical stimulus involved in sensory perception of smell; sensory perception of smell
Cellular component (GO): plasma membrane
Molecular function (GO): olfactory receptor activity; odorant binding
Source: RefSeq, a predicted model, not a curated record